Molecule: messenger RNA, 2130 nt
Organism: Carassius gibelio (silver crucian carp)
Lineage: Eukaryota; Metazoa; Chordata; Actinopteri; Cypriniformes; Cyprinidae
Product: chromobox protein homolog 8
Exons: 6
Coding region: 235-1416 (393 amino acids)
Biological process (GO): negative regulation of transcription by RNA polymerase II
Cellular component (GO): PRC1 complex
Source: RefSeq, a predicted model, not a curated record
CGCGCCAAGCCAAGCCAGUGCGUGCAUGUGUCGCAGACUUUAAAACUCAGAGAGAGCUGAAACAGCGGCGGACCGGAGAGAGCUCCAAGAGUAGCCUACUGGUGGCUUUAAAUCCUAAAUAAAUCAAUCAAAAAACACUCUACGUGUGUAAGCAGAAUAGUUAAGCGGCAUUUUAUCACCUGAAGAGGAAGAUCUGGAGAGAUAAGAAAACUGUUUGCUGCACUGGAUGAUCUCAUGAACAUGGAGCUGUCAUCAAUUGGAGAGCAAGUGUUUGCUGUGGAGUCAAUAACGAAGAAGAGAAUCAGAAAGGGAAACGUGGAAUAUCUGCUAAAGUGGCAAGGAUGGCCACCUAAGUACAGCACCUGGGAACCAGAGGACAACAUAUUGGACCCUCGUCUUGUCCUUGCCUAUGAAGAAAAAGAGGAGAAGGAAAGAGCUCUGGCUUAUAAGAGGAAAGGCUUGAGACCCCGUCAAGUUAUUCUGCGGAAUCUCUACCCAAUGGACCUGCGAAGUAAACAUAAGGUUUCAGAUAAAUCCACCCCGAGAAUCCGCCUGUCACUCACCCGCUCCAUGGGGACAGAAAUAGACCAGAAUGGGCGGCGCUGCCAGCGCUUAGAGAAACGCAAGAACAGACGGUACAGGUCCAAACUCAUGAAUGACAUCAAACGAUUCCAGCAACCAAGAAGACAUCCACUUCUUCUAAAAGACUCAGAGAAAGAAUGGGAUGGAGAUGAGGAAGAUGAGCAGAAGAGAAAGGUGAAGAAGAUGAGAGCAAACGAAGAAAACACACCAGAAGUGCACCAGGACAUUCCAAGUGGUCAAGAGAUGUCGGAGGGGUACAACUCUUCGGCAGAACAUGAAGCUGUAAUCACCAUUGAGGAAACUGAGAACUGCUCUUCCAUUUUUGACCACGCCGAGAAGCCAAGCAAGGAUACAGGUCCAGUUUUAGGAGCAACAGUAUACAGUACAAUCACCAACACACAAGAGAAAGAGCCAGUCACAAACAGUGCAGGGGGUGAAGACUCUGUACGGGUAUCACACGACACAACAAACACUGACCAAUCACUACACAACAGCACCAAGUCAGGAGCCAAGCAAGGUGUGUUUGACCAAGUCAAAGAACAGAACAGACCUUCGGUUAUCGAGGUACAUUCGAGCGUUAAAUGUAGACAGGAUGAGGUAAGUGAAAGGGGCAAGCUAGACAGUACAGGGGCCAAAGAAAUGGAAGGGAUGGAUGCUGUUGUUACAGCAGACUGCACAUUAUUACAGGUCCCAGUUGACCAAUCACAGACUCCCUCCACCACCACAGUGCAUCCUGGGAAAGUCAUUGUGACUCAGGUGACAAUAAAUUCCUUGACCGUCACCUUCAAAGAAGCCAUGAGUGCAGAAGGCUUUUUUAAUGGCUAUGGGCUUUAGGUGUAAGUUGACAAAGGAACCCAGGAAUAUACCAUAGAUUUAUGUACCAAGUAAAUAAUACAGUUUGCAGUAGUGAAGCAGAUAUUGCCUAAAUAAGGUAAAGAUAUUCACAAGGUAUUUGUUUUCUUCAGUUUGUCCUUGUGUCAAUAUGUGGUUAAAUAACUGUUGAAGGACGACAUUUCUGAUUAUACUCAGUGAUGCUGUAUACGAAGACUUUAAGCAUGUAAUGAAGUGAAUCUCUGUGUCUGUACCACUACUUUACCAUCAGCAGCAGUCAUUGACAAUUACUUGACAAAGUCAUUGACAUAACAAAGAGAAACUGUUUUUCAGUUCCGACUUGAAGACAAAACUACUGUUCCGUCGCCUCUUUUGUCCUGUAACCAAACCGGUGGGAAAAGGAAAGGCCACCUGUCUUUGUUCCCAUAUCUGCACCUGAGCUGUCUUCACUUCGGAGGCCUUUGUGCAUUUUUAAAGAGACAGUAUUGGUUUACAUUCACAGCUGCUGCACCGGAUGCUUUCGUAGGGGUAGAUCCUGUUCAUCUGAACACGUGCUUUAGGUGUGCUUUUAGCAUGGCAGAAAUCAAAGCCAGGCCUAUAUUACAUGUAUUGGUCAUUGUGAUAACUGAACAUGGCUUGUCAGCUCUGUUGUUGCACUCACAUGUGACAACUACACUUUUUUUGCUUGUAUUUACAGCAAAUAAAUGGAAAAAUAAA